AUGGCUCUGAAUAAUCCCAACCCACUGGGACCAUGGAAGAUCACAGUUUAUGACCAGGUGAACUUCCAAGGCAAGCGUCUGGAGUUUACCUCAGCCUGCCAGAACAUCAUGGAGUGUGGCGUUGACAACAUCCGCUCCCUCAAGGUGGAGUGUGGAGCCUGGGCAGGAUACGAGCACUCCAGCUUCUGUGGACAGCAGUUUGUGUUGGAGAGAGGAGAGUAUCCUCACUGGGAGUCAUGGAGCGGCAGCAACGCCUACCACAUCGAGAGGAUGAUGUCCUUCCGCCCCAUCUGCUCUGCUAACCACAAGGAGUCCAAGAUGGUGUUGUUUGAGAGGGAGAACUUCAUGGGGCGCCAGUGGGAGAUAAACGACGACUACCCCUCUCUGCAAGCUAUGGGUUGGGGCAACAACGAGAUUGGAUCUAUGCAAGUUCAGAGCGGCGCCUGGGUGUGCUACCAGUUUCCUGGUUACCGUGGCUACCAGUACAUCAUGGAAUGCGAUCGCCAUGGCGGCGACUACAAACAUUACAGAGAGUGGGGCUCCCAUGCUCAGUCCUUCCAGGUGCAGUCGCUGCGUCGAAUCCAGCAAUGA
Molecule: messenger RNA, 591 nt
Organism: Stegastes partitus (bicolor damselfish)
Lineage: Eukaryota; Metazoa; Chordata; Actinopteri; Pomacentridae
Gene: cryba1a
Product: crystallin, beta A1a
Exons: 5
Coding region: 1-591 (196 amino acids)
Biological process (GO): visual perception; lens development in camera-type eye
Molecular function (GO): structural constituent of eye lens
Source: RefSeq, a predicted model, not a curated record